AGUGGGAGGAGGCAGAGAGAGGAAGGAGGCGUAGGCUGAGGAAGAGGGAGGGGGGUAGGGAAGUCCUGGCGGAGAAGAGGCCCAAGACUCCAAGGGAGACAGCAAGAGGGUGCGCUGGAGCUCCCCCGCUGACCAACGGCUGUUUCGGAUCCCUUAAGGAGCGCGUCAUACAGAGACGAAGAAAGGAGGAAGAGACUUUUAUGUCGGCAGACAGAGAAGCUCUACCCGUCACUGUUGCCUCACAUCCGGGGCUUUGGAGGGCUGGCCCCCGCGGCCCCGCCCCCCCCUCGCGCCUUUCAUGGCGACUGGAGGCGGAGGCUGGAAGAGCUGGGACUGGAGGAGGCCCCUUUAAAUCUCCUUAAAGGGGUGGCCACUGAGUUCGGCAGACUACAACGCCAGCCUUAAAGGGGAAGCCGCCGAACAGGAGCUGACAAAUUGAAAACUGCUGUUGGGAGAAUUGGAGCGAGUGAGGAUUCUUACCUCCUCUUCCUCCCUACUCCAGAAAGUCCUUUAAAUUCAGCGUAAAGGGGAAGUGGCCGCUUGUGGAGGACUGGAAACAAACUCUCGAGCCUUUCAAGCGGCGGCCUGCUGUUUUGAGGACCCAGGAUUCCUUAAAGGGGUGGCCUCUUUUAGCCGGAGGACUUGAGACACUUUUAAAGGGGAGGUCUGCGUUUCGGGGAGAGCUUUCGGUCCCUUUUAAAGGGGUGGCCCUUCCUCUUCUUUGGGGAGACUAGUCUCGACCCCCUGGCAAGGGGCGGCCACCGCACUAGGCCGGCCGGACACCGUCUGGUCGUCUUAAAGGAGCUAGGGGCUGGACAACUUGAGAUUUCGCCUUAAAGGGACGGCCGCCCCGUUUUCGCCGUCUUGGCCCUACCGGCCCCACUUGGGGGGUGGGGACCCUCGGGCUUGUCGCCCCGGGGGCGGCGCCGGCUCCCCAGGCCUUGGCCUUGGGGCAAGCUCAGGGCCAGCAGAUCCUGCUUUAAAAAGGAAGCCGUGGCCCUCUCGUCCCUGUGCAGCCGCCAACGCCGCGCCUGCGACCCUGGGCCUGCGGACAGGCCGCUUCGGGCCCGGCCGCCUCCGGAUGCGGCACUGAGGGCGGUCGCCAUGGAGACGGCCGCGGCUCCGGGCCCGGGCUGGGCCGCUGAGGGAGAGCGGCGGCGGCGGCGCUGCUCGCGCCGAGACCGAGACCGGGAGCAGCAGCGGCGCCGCCGAGGUCCUGGCGGCGACGCGCCCCGGGCCCUGUUGGCUGCCCCGCGCGGCUCCUCGUCCUCGUCAUCGCCGCCGCCGCCCGCCAGGCCCUGGUCGUCAGCUUCGUCUGGAGAGCGGCCCGGAGGCCCGAGACGGCGGCGGCCCCGUCCCAGGCCUCGGCCGCCGCGACCCCGAGCUCGGAAGCGGCCUGCGGGCUCCGGCAGUCGCGGGGAAGAGGAGGAAGAGGAGGGGGGGUGUGCGGACGACGGGGAGGCCGAGGAAGAGCCGGAGGAGGAGGAGGAAGAGGAGGAGGACUUGAUCGAUGGCUUCGCCAUCGCCAGCUUCGCCAGCCUCGAGGCCUUGCAGAAGGAUGCCUCUCUCCAGCCCCCCGAGCGCCUGGAGCACCGGCUGAAGCACUCGGGGAAGCGGAAGCGGGGCGGCUCCAGCGGGGCCGCCGGGGAGCCAGGGGACAGCUCCGAUCGGGAGCCCGGCCGGCCCUCCGGGGAUCGCGCCCGAAAAUGGCCCAAUAAGCGGAGAAGGAAAGAGGUCUCCUCCCGUCACUCUCUGGAAGCCGGAUACAUAUGUGAUGCCGAAAGCGAUCUGGACGAGAGGGUCUCCGACGAUGACCUCGACCCAUCCUUUACUGUUUCAACCAGCAAAGCCUCGGGCCCUCAUGGCGCCUUCAAUGGGAACUGUGAAGCAAAGCUCUCCAUAGUCCCUAAAGUGUCGGGCCUGGAGCGGAGCCAGGAGCAGCCCCCAGGGCCCGAUCCGCUGCUAGUGCCUUUUCCCCCGAAGGAACCACCACCUCCACCAGCCCCUCGGCCUCCUGUCUCACCCCCUGCACCCCUGCCGGCCACCCCCAGUCUGCCACCCCCACCCCAGCUGCAGCUUCGGGUCUCGCCCUUUGGCAUCCGCACUUCUCCCUAUGGCAGCAGCAGCCUGGACCUCAGCACUGGCAGCUCUUCACGGCCGCCCCCCAAGGCCCCGGCCCCUCCCGUGGCUCAGCCUCCCCCCUCAUCAUCCUCUUCGUCCUCUUCCUCCUCAUCUGCCUCCUCCUCGUCCGCGCAGCUCACCCACCGGCCCCCGACGCCCUCACUGCCCCUACCUUUGUCCAACCACAGCUUUCCUCCCCCUGGGCUGCGGCCCCCCCCACCACCCCACCACCCCUCCUUGUUCUCCCCUGGCCCCACCCUGCCCCCACCCCCACCCCUGCUGCAGGUGCCAGGGCACCCUGGGGCCUCAGCUGCUAACGCCCUUUCUGAGCAGGACCUGAUCGGCCAGGACCUGAACUCUCGCUACCCUGAGGUGGUGGGGGCAGGGGGCUCAGCCCGGCCCCUGGCCUUCCAGUUCCACCAGCACAACCACCAGCACCAGCAUACCCACCAGCACACCCACCAGCACUUCACCCCUUACCCCCCAGGCCUGCUGCCACCCCACGGCCCCCACAUGUUUGAGAAAUACCCAGGAAAGAUGGAAGGCCUUUUCCGGCAUAAUCCGUACACGGCCUUCCCUCCCGCAGUGCCCGGCCUCCCUCCGGGCCUCCCGCCGGCUGUCUCCUUUGGCUCCCUGCAGGGGGCCUUCCAGCCCAAGAGCAUGAACCCCGAGCUGCCACCACGACUGGGGCCAAUGCCAAGCGGGCUUCCCCAAAAGGGGACACAGAUCCCUGACCAUUUCCGGCCACCUUUGAGGAAACCAGGGAAGUGGUGUGCCAUGCACGUGCGCGUGGCUUACAUGAUCCUGAGACACCAGGAAAAGAUGAAGGGCGACUCCCACAAGCUUGACUUUCGGAACGACCUCCUGCCCUGCCUUCCGGGGCCCUAUGGGGCCCUGCCCACUGGCCAGGAGCUCUCCCACCCGGCUGCCUCCCUCUUCACUGCAACUGGUGCCGUCCACGCUGCAGCCAACCCCUUCACGGCAGCUCCCGGGGCCCAUGGACCCUUUCUGAGCCCCAGCACCCACAUUGAUCCCUUUGGGCGUCCCACAAGCUUCGCCUCCUUGGCUGCCCUCUCCAACGGGGCCUUUGGAGGCCUGGGCAGCCCCACAUUCAACUCCGGCGCCGUCUUUGCCCAGAAAGAAAGCCCAGGGGCCCCACCAGCCUUCGUCUCCCCGCCAGACCCAUGGGGUCGCCUGCACCGCAGUCCUCUGGCCUUUCCUGCCUGGGUCCGGCCCCCUGAGGCCGCCCGGACACCAGGCUCAGACAAGGAGCGGCCUGUGGAGCGGAGGGAGACUUCUAUCACCAAGGAGGAGAAAGACAGGUGGGGCUUAUUCUGUAACAUGACUUGCGGAUAUUUAUAUAAAAAUGAGUGUUACAAUGAGGCCCCUUGGCUCCUCUUUCGGUGUGUGUCACCUGGGGUUGGGGAUUGGGCUGGAUCCUGGAGUCAGGGUGGGGGAUGGUUGUGAAGAUAAUACUGUCUGUGUCCUGACAAAGGUUUUCCCCUCCCUCCCAUCUGGGAGAGUUCUACUUCUGGAUGGAUGGAUGGAUUGGGGUGUUGGGCACUGGAGUUUUUCACUUUGUUUUUACAACCCAGGAGUACAUGUUAAAUAAGAUUCAAACACUAAGAAAGAGACAAAACAAUUUCCUAUUCAUCUGCCAACCCACACAAGCCCCACACAUCCAGCAGUAACCACUGUCAACCAUUUGGUAUAUGUUCUUUAGGCACCUUUACUAUGAGUUUACCUGCACAUAUAUGUGCAUAUGUGGUUAUGUCAGAAAAUACCUAUGUUUUAAAAAAAAUUUUAGACAUGAUCAUUAUUAAUUCAAACCCAGAAAUACAUAGUACCAAGGGAGAGUGCCUCAUAGUCCCACCCCUCAGAGAUGCCGCUGCUGAUAGUUGGGUAUAUUCCUCCAGUUCUCUCUAAUAUAUGCUUAAAAUGGAAUCCUGUCAAAGGUACUAUUUUGUAACUACCUGUUUACUCUUAACAUUAUUCUUUGAUGUAAUCAUUAAAAACAAGUGACUAAGCUGAGAGGCUGGCUCCCAUUCAAGCCACCCAGAAUGGGCUUGCUCCAGGUGAACCCAUCUCCGUAGAAAAGAUGCUUCUAUCCAACAUCUCUGACCCACUACACAUACCCUAGACUUCUAGGGUAGACUCAAGCCUAGAUUGUUGCAACAGAAAUCAGAAACAGGUGACCAGGAGAAACUUGGCCUUCAGACAAGGUUUCACAUGGCAACCCUUGUUUUCCGUUUCUGAAAAAGCUUGCCUGCUUCCCCUAUGACUGUCCCUUGAGGUGGGGCACGAUCUCUCCAGAUGGCCACUGUCCCAUCCACUCCAUUGUUUACGAAUGGGCCAUUGUCACUAUUCAGGGUGCUACCCUGGUCCCUAUACGCACUCUCAGUGAAACAUCUGCCUGUGUGUACCCACCCUCUCCUGGGUCUCCCCAUGGACCUCAGAUAUCCCUUAGACCUGGAACUGUGCUCCCCACUUCCAUCUCUGAAAAUGUUACCAGCACCCAAGUCGGAAACCUCCCUGUUAACUCACCCGAUUCACUGAACUGCCCUUAAUUAUUUCAACCAUUGUUCACUUCAUCAAACCAGGACCUGAACUAGUGGCUGGGGAUACAGAGGUAAACAAAACAAAAUUCCAGCUUUCCUGGAGCCUAAAAGCUACUAUGAGAAGAGCAACAAAGACAUACUGUGAGAAGAAAAAGGGAGAGAGGGAGAAGGAAAAAAUCCGAAGGGUUGCCUUCUUAGGGCCUGUCCUUGCAGCCACUAUGUUCCACUGGUUCAUCUCCACGCGUUCUGAUCCUAAUGCAGGCAGAGGUCAAAGAAAAGUCUGGAAAUGACUUCCAUCCUGGGGGAAGCAAAACCAAACCCAAAUCAUUCACCAUUGAGAGGCUGCUAUUUGGAAGUGCGUUUCUUUCAAUGAGCUCAGCAAAGUAGCUAUGUACCCUUAAGCAAUGUGCUUAUUUCUGUGCCGUGGUUUAUUUGUAAAAUGGGUUUUUA
Molecule: messenger RNA, 5129 nt
Organism: Myotis myotis
Lineage: Eukaryota; Metazoa; Chordata; Mammalia; Chiroptera; Vespertilionidae
Gene: FBRS
Product: fibrosin
Exons: 18
Coding region: 1105-3588 (827 amino acids)
Source: RefSeq, a predicted model, not a curated record